Messenger RNA from Candidula unifasciata, 366 nucleotides. The record is from the annotation of a GenBank genome assembly. Lineage: Eukaryota; Metazoa; Mollusca; Gastropoda; Stylommatophora; Geomitridae.
AUGCCUGAUUUGAACACUUGCCAACAUUUGAUAACAGAAUUUUACUUUAAAAACAAAUUGUCCACUCAAAGUAUACCUGGCUUCAUUGAUUUUUGGGGCAUUUUUAUUUUAAGUUGUCCUCUUGAAAAACCUGGUUUUGAAAGUAAUCAUAGCUCUAUUCUAUGCAAUCACGUUGGGAAGAAAAAAAACAACACUGAAACAUCUUUGAGGCGAAUUACAUCCAUUUGUAGUGUUGGUUCAUCUUUUCAGACAUUUGACACAUACAUCAUAGUUAGUGUUGGGGGCAUGAGAAUUCAUAUACUCCUAGACCAUUUGUUUGUUGGCCCUUCUGUAGUCCAUACGCAUGAGAAGCAGAUCACAUGUUAA